UUCUUUUCCUUCUCCCCCCGCCCGCGGAAUCAAGACUCGACAGCUCCAGGUUGGCCAUCGCCCACCCAUCGUCGCCAGCACGGAAGAGGCAACUCGCUAGGCGGCGGCGGAGAACUGGCCACGACGCGUCCCCGGAAGGGCCGGUUGCUUGACUGAUCCUCUUCUUGGGCGGCACGGUGUCCUGUGCCGUGCCGCGUGAAAGAUUCCACCGGCAUCCCCAAUCCCCAUGGCCUACCGCCGGAAGCAGGGAGUCGCCGCCGCCGAUCACCGGAGCUCCUAUCCCCAGGACUCCGCCUCGUCCCACGGCUACACGUCGUUCAAAAGCAUAGAUGAGCCCAAGCUCGGGCUGUGGCGAACUCUGGCGACCAGAGCCAAGGGGAUCCUCGACGAGGACGGGUUGGCGCAUAAGUUCGAGGACUUGCGGAAAGAACGGCCUCGUAGCGACGCCACGGCAUCCAGCAAAGAUCAGGCUCCUAAUUCUCGCUGGUCAUUUGAGAACCACUGGAAGGCCGGAGACGCCGCGUCGCGGAUCAGACCCGAGGCUCUUUCUGCUUCUGUCAACCAGCUUAGUGGAAAAAUAAAGAAUGCUUUGGAAGAAGGGCUCACGAUCGUGGAUAACAAGACCUCCAGUAUUAUUGAGGAAACAAAGAAAAUUCAGAUCAGGAGGAAACCUGCUGGCUCAAGCCCUCAUGUGCCGAAUUCAGCGGUAGAUAAGCAUACGCUUAGCACCCCUGAUCUUUCACUCCGGCAGCCUGAAUCUGCUGCCCAGGAGACUGGACUGAAAGCUUCUCGCGACGUUGCUAAUGCAAUGGCUGCUAAAGCAAAACUUGUACUCCGUGAACUAAAAUCUGUUAAAGCAGAUCUAGCCUUUGCGAAGCAGCGAUGCGCUCAGCUGGAGGAAGAGAACAGGCUCUUGCGAGAAACAAAGCAGAAAGGGAGCAAAACUGAAGAAGACGAUGACUUGAUUCGCGUGCAGCUGGAGACAUUGCUGUCCGAGAAAUCGAGGCUGGCGCAGGAAAACUCGACGUAUGCCCGUGAAAACCGCUUCCUGCGUGAGAUUGUCGACUUCCAUCAGUUCACCACCCACGACGUUGUCUCAUUGGAUGACGGCGACAUGGAAGGCACCGAACCAGAAGAAGACGACGACAACGACAACGGCCUCAUAUGUGCUGAGAACGUUCUGCCUGCGGUUGAAGAAAAUCCAGUAGACGAAGAACACUGCCCUGUCCCCUCCAAGCUAGAAUCUCCAGUGGCCAGCCUGGGCGAGCCAUCAUCGUCCCCCAGGUCCAGCGAUUGUCACAGUGCCUCGAAGCCAGACGCGUCAGCGUCUGAUGUAGCUUGAUGAUGCAUGCGACAUUGGUGACUUUGCCAUCUUGUUUGGGGUUUCAGUUGGCGUUGGUUGUGAGUGAUGCAUGUGUGUAUAAUUUUUUUGUCCAUUGUCCACAUUGGAUUGGUUUGUAGCAUAGUUACAGGUUUCUGCUUUUGUAU
Messenger RNA from Zea mays, 1488 nucleotides. RefSeq lists its product as uncharacterized. Lineage: Eukaryota; Viridiplantae; Streptophyta; Magnoliopsida; Poales; Poaceae. The coding region runs from base 227 to 1342 and encodes 371 amino acids. The transcript is spliced from 6 exons. The record is from RefSeq and is marked validated.